AAUUACCAGCGAUUUAUCAGAUGAAGACACCAGCUGUGCAUCGGAUGAGGUAAUCCAGAGCCCUCCAAGAAAGAGGCAAACCACAUCUGCACCAAGCAUACGGGCAAAAGAUGGAACUGUUUGGGAGAAGUUUGACAUCACACGCACUCGUGUCAGCUGUUUGCCUAAUUCUACGUUCAGUGAGCCGGCUGGGCCUACAGAGCAUGCAAAGCGUAGGAUCACAAGCAGACUGCGGAGUUUUCUGUGUUUGGUCGACAUAGAGAUGCUGAGACUCAUCACUGAAUGCACCGUCCAUGAAGCCCACAGAACAGACCGCAGCUGGAGUCCUUCUGUCAGCGAGUUGAUGGAGUUCAUAGCUGUCCUAUUUCUACGAGCAGUCCUCUGUCCAAUUGGUGCGAUGACGGAGUGUUGGUCGGCAAUGUUCGCUGUGGCUUCAAUCAAGGAGAAAUGAUGCGGUACUUGCGGUUUGACAACAAGGACACCCGUGCGGAGCGUGCAAAGAGCGACACAUUUGCUGCAAUCUCGGACAUCUGGCAACGAUUUGUAAAGAACUGCAACCUGUGUUACAACCCAGGACAACAUCUUACAGUCGACGAGCAGCUGUUUCCUACCAAGGUUCGCUGUUCAUUCACACAAUACAUUUCAUCAAAGCCUGACAAAUUUGGAAUAAAGUUUUGGGUUGAUUUUGACUUGAACACCAAGUACAUGUGCAACGCUAUUCCAUAUCUGGGAAAGGACCCCGAUCGUCCCAAGGGAGAAAGAGUGUCCGAGAAUGUGGUUAUGAAACUUAUGAAGCCAUACCUGGGAAAGGGCAGAACUGCAGCCACAGACAUUUACUUCACAUCUCUCUCGCUGGCUAACAGACUGCUGGAAUCCAACACAACUCUGCUUGGGACGAUCAACAAGAUUCGACGGGAAAUUCCUUUGGAAGCCAAAAACGCCAAAGGACGUGAAAAGCUAUCCACGGAGGUGUACAGAUCAGGUGGUGCGCUGCUGACGGUGUAUGCCCCCAAGACCAAUAAAACCGUCUGCGUUCUCAGCACUAUGCACACGCACGUGAAGAUUGCCGAUGACAGAAAAAGGAAACCAAACACGGUGACAGACUACAACCGGAUGAAGUGUGCCGUUGACAUCAUGGAUCAGAAGGUGCGGGCAUACACAGUGCGCGCAGGAACACGCCGGUGGCCAGUUGCAGUCUUCUACAACCUACUUGACCUGGCAGCGAUGAACGCGCAUGAUUUGUACACGGCGUGCACGGGGUCCACAGAGAGGAGGAGAGUCUUUCUAUGUGCACUUGCUGAGGAACUUCGUCAUCGUUAUCUGCAGGAAAAGGAAUUGAGGAAAACGCCACGUCCUCUGCCUGCUCCUGGAAAGAAGACCCAGUGUCAGGUGCAGUCGCACUGCAACCGUAACCACAGCAUAAACCCGUGUGCUGCAUGCGGCAAGUACACCUGCCGCAAAUGUAGGAAAGAGGGUCCCUGGCUGUGUAGCAACUGUUAGCUACAACUUAGCGUUGUUAGCGUUGAUGUAUUUGUUUUUCUGACUAUUUGAUCAGAAUAAAGUUGUUUAGCAGCACAUGUAUUUGUUUUUUCCUCUCAUUGCCUUU
Molecule: messenger RNA, 1606 nt
Organism: Pygocentrus nattereri (red-bellied piranha)
Lineage: Eukaryota; Metazoa; Chordata; Actinopteri; Characiformes; Serrasalmidae
Exons: 3
Coding region: 448-1500 (350 amino acids)
Source: RefSeq, a predicted model, not a curated record